Messenger RNA from Humulus lupulus (European hop), 929 nucleotides. RefSeq lists its product as uncharacterized. NCBI's taxonomy places the organism in Eukaryota, Viridiplantae, Streptophyta, Magnoliopsida, Rosales, Cannabaceae. The coding region runs from base 104 to 487 and encodes 127 amino acids. The transcript has 2 exons. The record is from RefSeq and is a predicted model, not a curated record.
UUUUUGCAUUUUCUUGUUGUUUUCUCAUUUUAUUGUUGUUUUUGCUGCUGUGUUUGUAUUGAUAGAUUGCUUCAAAGAAGGCGGGUCUACUACUAGACCCCACAUGCUUGAUGGAACCAACUAUGCUUGUUGGAAUGCUCAGAUGAGAGAUUUUCUCAAAGCUAUGGAUGGGCGUGUUUGGAGUGCUGUGGUUGACGACUGGACUCCUCCUACCAUUAAGGUUGGUAAAACUUAUUCAGAUUCCAAGCUUGUGAGGAAGAUGCUCAUAGCUCUCCCUAGAAAGUUCAAGUCAAAAGAUACCUCCAUUGAGGAAUUCCAUGAUGUUGAUACCCUUGAUUUGGAUGAGCUUAUUGGUUCAUUGCAGAGCUAUGAACUCACUAUGAAAAGAUGGUCCAAAGAAAAGAUGGAGAGGAAAGUUCUAGUGGAGUUGUCUUAUCUCACAGAGUUGCCAAAAAUAUUUUUGUGGGAGAUUCUCUUGAGAAUUUAGAUGAGAAAAAUGUUGCACUACUCACUAAAAAUUAUGCUAAGUUUCUGAGAAAAAAUAUGAGAAAAGGAAGCAAUGAUUUCAAGGGAGAAAACUAAAGAAAACCACAAAAUUUUCCUUGUAAGUCAACUAAUAUGGGUGAAAAGAGAAAUCCAAAGGUUAUUCAAUGCCAUGAGUGUGAAGGCUUCAGGCAUAUACAGGCUGAGUGUGCAAACACCUUGAAGAAAAGGGGGAGAGCUAUGGCAGCAAUGUGGAGUGACAGGGAAGAUGAUAAAAAAGAUACAAAAGAGGAUAGUUUGGAUUUGGAAGAAAACUAUGUUGCUUUUACUGUUAAGACUGUAACACCCAGCGUUUAGGGCACCGGGUAAACCGUAGUUUGAGUAUUUUUAUUUCUCUGUAUUAUGUGUUAUGUCAGGGGAACAUUUUAUGUUACAAGAAGUUGUGA